AUGAUUCAACUUGUGUUAAUGAAUAUCCAUUCAGCUGGUCUCGGCACUGAAGUGUUCAUGACUCCUCAACCAAACUCUGCGAAAACUGGUGCUCAGCAAUUCGACGAAAUGUACAACAACUUGAGAAACUCGAACAUUAAUGUUCGAGCCGUAUGGAUUCAGGUGACAUCACCAAUCAACUGGUCCUUAGUCACCACCAACAAUGUCAAUUUCCUAAACAGUAUCCUUUCUAGAGCUAGGCAAUACGGUAUUACUGUUGGAAUUUACACAAACUAUUACGAUUGGAGUCAAAUAACGAAUGGGGCGAUGGUCAGCAACGUCAUGCUGUGGUACUGGAAUGUGUAUGGAGGUGGUCCGCAGAACGAGACUCCAGCCGACUUUAGCGAUUUCCGUCAAUUUGGAGGAUGGACGGUACCAUCAGUGAAGCAGUUUGCCCAGGUCGAGUCCGUUUGUGGAGUGACUGUGAACAGAAACGUCUACACCACGUCUUCUGCGCCAAAAGGUAUGGCCACUAUGGCUAAAUCUGCGAAAUCCGACGAAAUCACCGUUGGUGGUCUGUUAUUUGAAAAUGCGGCGAUUAUGUAUCACCUCGCUAUGCUCGGUGCUCUAUCUGUGAGCUGCUUCGCCAGCCCCGCCGCUCAACAGGAGAUCUUACAGCAGGCAAAGCCUUCCAAACUGAAUACGCUGGCAUAUGCCCUCGACCUGUCGGUCCAAGCGACUCCAUCCGAUAUGUCGUGUUUUCAAAGAUCUCUCUAUAACGUCAUUUUUGUCAGGUUAGCCCUUCCGUAUGGCAUAAUGAAAAGUCUAAGUCCGAGAAAAAACACUGUGAAUUCUUCUUCAACUUCAUUUGUACUAACAGUACACAUUGCAGAGGCUACACCCCUGUCGGUGCCGGAACAGUCGAUCCAUUCGCAACCCUCAAUAUUCGGAACGCCAACAGCGGUUUUAUAUUACAUGAAAUACUUGACGGAUACCCAUUCAGCUGGUAUCGGCACUGAAGUCUACAUGACCCCUCAACCGAGUUCUGCGAAAACUGGAGCUCAACAAUUCGACGAGAUGUACAACAACCUGAAAAACUCGAACAUCAAUGUUCAAACCGUAUGGAUUCAGCAAAAGAGAUCAGUCAGGUGGUUUCAGGUGACGUCACCAAUCAACUGGUCUUCAGUCAGUACCACUAAUAUCAAUUUCCUCAACAGCAUCCUUGCUAGAGCAAGUCAAUAUGGCCUCACCGUCGGAAUUUACACAAGCUAUUACGAUUGGAGUCAAAUAACAGGUGGAGCAGUAAUCACAAAUGCUAUGCUAUGGUAUUGGAAUGUGUAUGGCGUAGGCCCUUAUGAUGAGAGUCCGGCCGACUUCAGCGACUUCCGCGCUUUCGGUGGAUGGUUGUCAGCGGCUGUGAAGCAGUUCGGUCAAAACGAGAAUGUUUGUGGAGUAAAUGUGAACAGAAACGUCUACCUCACGUCUUCUGCAAUGUCUGGCAUGGCUAAGUCUGAGAAAUCCGAUGAAAUCGUCGUUGAUAUGCUGAAAAUCGUAGCACUCGCCACAUGUUUGGUGAUGAACUGUAACGCCAGCCCAAUUUUGGAGCCCAUGAAGAUCGAUCAGGACGAUGCUUCAGAACUGGCUAGUAUUGCGUACGCUGUCGACCUGUCCGUUUUAGCUUCGACAGCCACAUAUCAAUGCAUGAAACAAAGUCUGUACAACGUCGCUUUCAUCAGAGGUUAUACUGGAGCUUAUCAAGGUCAGAUCGAUCCCUACUCCGUCAUGAACAUUCAGAAUGCUGCUGCUGCUGGUCUUGGCACUGAGGUUUAUAUGACUCCUCAACCGCUCUCUUCGAAAACUGGUGCUCAACAGUUUGAUGAGAUGUAUAAUAUGCUAAUUGGAGCCAAUAUCUAUGUUAAAUCUAUAUGGGUUCAGGUAACAUCACCCAAUAACUGGUCGACAUCUAGCUCUAUGAAUGUCAACUUCCUCAAUAGCAUUCUUGCAGAAGCUCUUGCCAGUACCGCAUCCGCUUUCGACUUGGCCUACUCGGCUUCGGUAUCAACAUUCCAGUGCUUCAAGCAACUAAAGUACAAUGUUGCUUUCAUUAGAGCCUACACUGGAGAUUUUCAAGGGCAGAUUGACCCCUACUCUGUCACCAACAUCCAAAAUGCCGCUGCUACUGGACUUGGUACCGAAGUCUAUAUGACCCCUCAGCCUACCUCUUCUAAGACGGGAGCUCAACAAUUUGAUGAAAUGUACAAUAUGCUAAUUGGAGGGAACAUUUACAUCAAAUCCAUAUGGGUGCAGGUAGUGUCUCCCGAUGACUGGACCUCAUCCAGCACUACCAACAUCAACUUCCUUAACAGCAUACUUACUCGAGCUAUGCAAUUAGGUCUGACUGUUGGUGUCUACACGAGCAAGCAUGAAUGGAACCAGAUCACUGAUCAUGCCACCACUCUGAAUGUCAGGUUAUGGUACUGGAAAACGAAUGGAAGUGGGGAAGCAGACGAGUCUCCAGCCAACUUCAAAGACUUCAAGGAGUUCGGCAGCUGGACAACUCCUACAGUGAAACAAUACGGACAAUUCGAGACUAUCUGCGGAUUGAUUGUGAACAGAGAUAUCUACAGUACAUCAUCAGCUGUAGCCGGGGAUAUGGCACGUGAAGAGACAUCUGAUAGGAUCGUCGUCGGUGGACUAGGACUUGAAGACCUAGCUGUAACAGCACCUUCGACAAUAUCGACGUCAACAUUCAAGUGCUUGAAAGAGAACCACUACGAUGUAGUUUUUAUCAGAGGCUAUACUGGAUCCUAUCAGGGGCAAGUCGACCCUUUCUCAGUUUUGAACAUCCAGAAUGCCACUGCAGCUGGGCUUGGUAUUGAGGUCUACAUGACCCCACAACCAGCUUCUGCCUCUAAGACCGGUGCUCAACAAUUUGAUGAGAUGUACGAGAAGCUACAAGACGCCAACAUCAGUCUUCGUACUAUAUGGGUGCAGGGCAUGCUUCAGGUGACCUCACGCGAGGACUGGUCCGAUUCGAGCACAACUAAUGUCAACUUUCUCAACAGCAUUUUCGAACGAGCUCUUGAACAUAAUAUUUCUAUCGGUAUCUACACGAACAGCGAAGAUUGGGACAAAAUCACCGACUCGGCCUCUACUAGGAAUGUGAAGCUCUGGUACUGGAGCGCAAGAGGCAGUGGAGCAGUAAAUGAGUCAGCGCCCAACUUUGACGAUUUCCAACCAUUUGCCAGUUGGACGUCGCCAUCGGUGAAACAGUUCGCCAAGUUCGAGACUAUCUGCGGAGUUAUUGUCAACAGGAACAUCUACAAAACUUUCCCUGCUGGUUCGACUGGUCAGGAUACCUCUAAACCAAUCGUUGUCGGUGGAGUUGGACUGGGAGGAGCACAUUUUACUGGAAGAGCGGAAAUUGUACCUUAA
Molecule: messenger RNA, 3414 nt
Organism: Haemonchus placei
Lineage: Eukaryota; Metazoa; Nematoda; Chromadorea; Rhabditida; Trichostrongylidae
Source: the annotation of a GenBank genome assembly